AAACAGGCAAAUGCGGGAUGUUCCAAUAACUACUUAAGAAGCGACACUUCACCAAUCGCUCACCACACACUACCUUAUCCUUGACAAUGUACACCUCCGGCCCUGCUGCAGCCAUGGCAGAAGUCAACUUCAUCAAAUCAUUCCUCUCCUCCCUCGACUCCCGCCCUAUCAAGCUCCCAGCCAACCAUGUAAUCGACCCUGAGCGAGUCCCGCGAGUCCCUUACCUUCUCCCCCGCAUGCCAGCCCCGCACUCGGAAAUGCCCAAGAAAGUCAAACAGUCUCAAGCCCCGGGUUCCUCGAAAUCAAUCACCGUGAACUUAAAAUCCGCCCGCAAUCCCUCCCUUGAAAUCAAACUCUCGAACAAGCCUCUCUCCACAACAUCCGUGCAGGACCUCAAGGAUGCCGUCCGGGACCGCGUGGUCGAUACGCAGUCGAACAAGGUCCCGCUGGACAAGAUCAAGAUUUUGUACAAGCGCAAGCCGAUUGCGGGGAAGACAAUCUCCGAGAUCCUGGCUGAUGAGCCUGAGAUGCUUGCUGGAGGUAAGGAGGUUGAGUUUGGAGUUAUGAUUAUGGGGGGUGCGAAGGUAGUUGAGGAGGAUCAGGAGAUGGCGGAUCAGAGCGUGUCGCCGAAGGCGGCACUUGGGCCUAGUGGGGAGAGUGUUCUGGAGACGGAGGCUUUCUGGGAGGAUCUAGAGGGGUAUCUUGGGCAGAGGAUUAAGGAUAAUGAGGAGGCGAAGAAUUUGAGGGUUUUGUUUAAGGAGGCUUGGAGUUCGAGUCGGUAAUUUGCUUUGUAGCUCGUGUGCUGUGUUAUGAUACCUUAAUGAGUAUAAAGCUCGUAUGCAUUCUCGGAUACUUUUGCACAUAAGACC
This is a messenger RNA of Aspergillus alliaceus, 869 nucleotides long. RefSeq lists its product as uncharacterized. The transcript has 2 exons. Bases 87 to 782 code for a protein of 231 amino acids. Lineage: Eukaryota; Fungi; Ascomycota; Eurotiomycetes; Eurotiales; Aspergillaceae. The record is from RefSeq and is a predicted model, not a curated record.